Kwoniella shivajii is the source of this 1737-nucleotide messenger RNA. RefSeq lists its product as uncharacterized. The transcript is spliced from 3 exons. NCBI's taxonomy places the organism in Eukaryota, Fungi, Basidiomycota, Tremellomycetes, Tremellales, Cryptococcaceae. The coding region runs from base 1 to 1737 and encodes 578 amino acids. The record is from RefSeq and is a predicted model, not a curated record.
AUGUCAACUCGACCAUCCGCAGACGGUCCUCUUUCAGCCUUGAAACGACUUCCACCUGUACUCACAUCAGUGACAGGUAAAAGCACGACCACCCCUUCUUUCAAAAGAGCGCGUGUCGGUCCAGGUCCAAUCACACCUGAUCCUUCAUCUGAUAUCGAGAUCGAUGAAGUACCUGUCAAAUACACAGCAGUACCAAUCAGGGUCUUAUCUGGACCCAUGACACCUUCCAGUUCGACAGUGGCAUUCUCAUCUUCACCCAUUCAUGGUAACAAUAGAAUGAUGGCUUCAUCUUCUUUUUCUUCUCCUACAAAAUAUUCCUUCUCCUCUCAACUCGCAAAUAUCAAUCAUAGGAAUGGCGUCAAAGCAUCUUCUCAGAUAGAGGUGGAUCACGAUUUAGUUUUGGAAAAAGGCACCACAUUCAUCUUUGGAAGGCAUCGAAAUUCAUCUUCCAACUCGAGAUCAUCUGCUUCAAGGAAAACAACCUCAACGACACUGUCAUCUUCGAUACCCAAGCACUUGUUUCAAUUGUUAUCUGCACCAGAAAACGAAACUUCUGUCAUUCACUUAUCGAAACAUGCAUCCCAUGCAUCCAGAGUGCAUGCAGCCAUCGAGUUGGUCAACCAGAGUCACGACGAUAACAGCGAAAACAACAAUGCUAUGAUCAGGAUAAUCGUCAUCGGUCAAAAUGGUAUGAAGGUCAGAGUAGUAGGCAAGAAGAGAGGUGUAAGAUUAUUACAAGGUCAAAAAUAUGAUUUAUCAUUAAACACAAAUCAAUCGGUUGAAUUAGAUUUCUUUGGUUGUAAAGCUUUGAUUCGACUGGAAGCGAAGCACCAACAACAACAAGAACAACAAGAAGAACAACAAAGGGGAUUAAGCGGCGAAAGAUUGUUCUCUUCUAGUCCAAUCAGCCAAAAUGAAUUACGAUUACAAAGUUCAAUGCCACCUUCGAGCCCACCCGUGAUGCCUGCUGAUCUCGAUGACGAGUUAUCUGAACUUGAAGAAGAGGCUCAUCGUGAAGUAUCGAUGAAAUCGGAAUCAUCCGUGGUUCCUGCUAUACAAAUAUUAGCAGCACCAGCUGAAGAAGUACAAGUAGAAGAAGAAGAAGACAGACAGUCAAGACAAUCAUCACCUUUAUCACCACCUUCAGAACCUCGACUUUCACCUUUGCCCGACAUGGAAGCUGAAGAUGAGGUUGUGGUUGAAGAUAUGAAACAAGGAGCAAAUCAACCAUCAUCUGCACAGAUGGAUAUCAAUGAGAAAUCAAUUAAAGCAGAAAAGAUUGAAUCUGCCAUCUCAGUCCCAACCGCCAACGUGAAACCAACAAGUAGAGCUUCAAGCCCAGUGAUAGUGGCUCCAGUACCAAACGAUGUGGAUUUACCUGCAAUAAUAGCUUCGACAGUUGUCUUUUCAGGUUCAAGUAAAUUGAGUUUACCAGAUUUAGUUAAACAUAUGUUAGAGUCACAACCGAGUUUGAAAGAUCAUGGUUCGGAGAAAACAUGGUUCGCUUGGGUAGGUCAAGCUUUACAAGGUAAUAAGAUGUUCGGAAAAGUUGAAAGGCAUGGAAAGGACUCCUCUGGACAUCCACUCUUACCACAUUACUAUUACAAUCCAGCUUCUGAUCCAGAUUCUUCCCGAGCGAAAGAAUUAGGUGCGUUGGUAAGGCCUUUGAGAACCGCUCAAAGAACAGGCGGGAAAACCAUCGAUUGGAGACCUGUAGGCAGAGGAAGGAGGUCCUAA